Messenger RNA from Branchiostoma belcheri (Belcher's lancelet), 911 nucleotides. RefSeq lists its product as uncharacterized. NCBI's taxonomy places the organism in Eukaryota, Metazoa, Chordata, Leptocardii, Amphioxiformes, Branchiostomatidae. Bases 76 to 891 code for a protein of 271 amino acids. The transcript is spliced from 6 exons. The record is from RefSeq and is a predicted model, not a curated record.
UGGGUAAUAAAUUCCCGGAAAUACAUCCCUGCCGAGAAUUUUGGCCGUGAUUACGUGCGUACGUCCCGCCGCAACAUGGCAAUCAUACAGCGGUGUCUCUGCUGGAACAACACUCGCAGUGGGUCCGUGGCCUGCGGGGUUUACACGCUGGUCCUCUCCCUUAUCUGUGUGGCUGUGGAUGCCUGGGACAUAGCUGUGGUGCAGCAUCUGGAGAAAAAAUUUAAAGGACUGCAGAUUGUGUUCUUCCUACAGAUUUCAGUGUACCUGCUGGUGUCCAUCUUGUCUGUCAUACUGGUUGUAGGAGUCAACAAGGAUAAACCACUCAUGCUGCUGCCAUGGAUUGGCGGCUUCAUCCUGUUCAUGUGGUUCGAGCUGGCGACUGUCAUCUAUGUCCUGGUCUACGCUGGUAUGAGUGCCUUCAACAUCUUCACCAUCGUGUUCUACAUCUUGCGGAGCUUGUUAAACGUGUACUGUGUGCUGUGUGUGAUCUCCCAGUACCAGGAGCUGCGUGCGGGGCGGGGCAGGCUGCAGGACAUACAGCAGCAGGUGGUACAGCAGCAGCAGGCGGACCGUCGCCAGCCCCCGCAGGGCGCCAGGCAGCCCGGCAUCGUCAUCGUGGAGGCCGGCCCCGCCACCAGACCCAUCACACAGUACCAGCGGACACGUACUGCCGCUCCCAGGCAGCCCAGCGGCGUGGCACAGCCUCUCCAGCCUGCAGCCGCCUACCCUCCGCUCCCCCCACCCCCCUACAUGGCAGGACCCCCCGGCGGACCUGCACCCCCUCCCUACUCCUACUUGUACCCUGCACCCUCCCCCGAUGGGGACAAGAAGGAAGAGGGGCCUCCCCCCUACACAGAGCAUGGACCAGAUCGAGACCCCCCCAAGUCGUAAGAAGUAGACUGUAUGGUUGU